CAAGAAGCUCCUCGGUAAGCUUCGGAAUGUUCCGCCAAGUCGAAUCUUUCCGAAGACGGUGAGGAUGUUACGUCACAACAUUUCCGCAGCGCGUCGGUUUUUCCCCUGUGAAGAUGGCGACCGUAACUGCAGCCACCUCCGAGUGGAUCCAGUUCUUCAAAGAUGCUGGGAUUCCUCCUGGACUGGCGGUCAACUACGCUGUGGCGUUUGUUGAUAACAGGAUUCAGAAAAGCAUGCUCAUGGACCUCAGUAAAGAAAUUAUGAUGGACUUGGGUAUCACAGUCAUUGGGGACAUCAUAGCCAUUCUUAAACAUGCCAAGCACGUGUAUAGACAGGAUUUGUGUAAAAUGACAACUGAAGCCAUUUCUUCAGGACAGACCAGUGUACAAGCCGAACUGAGACGUACUGCCAACACUCCAGCCACACGCAUGAUUGCCAACGCUCUGAGCCGGGACUCCCCACCAAGCACGCCUGCUCGGCGCCCUGACAACCGAAUAUCAGUGACGGUCUCCAACAACAGUGCCAAAGCAGCUCCUUACCCUGUCCCAGUGCCCAGCCAACCAGCAGAGGAAAAUGGGUUGCAAGUGAAGCGCCGACUGGUCACUAGAGAAAUGGAGGGGAAAUACAUCAUAAACAUGCCAAAAGGCACAACCGCACGCACCCGACGCAUCCUGGCACAGCAAGCGAAGAAAGCCAAGGUUUUAAAGCGCACUUCAGUGUUUGACAGACUUGGGGCCGAAUCUAAGGCAGACACCACUACAGUCAGUAAACAGCCGACAGGUGUGUUUAGCCGACUGGGCAAAGCAGAGGAAGAAGUGAAAGUAAUUGGGAAGACUGGAGAUGUCAUUGACCACGUUGAGGAUGAUGACAGUGACGGUGAAGGCUCGGUACUGCAGUACGCUGGUGUCCUCAAACGAACCCCACUUGCAUCCAAAAAAGAAACCGUGGCCCCCAAACCUAAGACUCUCACUCUGCGUCGGCUAGGCGCAAAAUACAAACUCCCCCCAUCUGAGGGCCCACCGCCAAUCUCCUCUACAUCCUCCAGCCAAGAGGGACCACCCAAACUAGGUAUACUGCAGAGACUGGGCAAGGCUCCUUCUGUCAACCCUACCUCCUCAACCUCACUGGUCAGUCAGCCUGCCGAAACCCAGGACAGUCGUGUCACGAGUAGCAAAAGUAAAGCCCAGGGCAGCUUCGCUCUGGCAAGCCCUAAGGUCAGCAGUAGCACGGGUGACUGUCACGGGGCUCAGAUGGACAUCGGGACAGUUAGUGUAUUCAAGAGACUUGGUGCCAGGAAAACCUAAUGCCUGAUGUAUUUACCCACAUCAACUUUACUCUCAGAGCCCUACAUUUUCAUAUAAGAGAGUAGAGCAGAGAAAGUCCACUACCAAUAUUGGUGGAUUUGGAAGUCUAUUUGCUGUACCUCAUGUUAUGAUUUUGAAGGGGAACAAAGGGACAGCUGCAAUAUCAGUUAUUGCAAUGAUCUAAAAGCUGCAUAAGAAUUAUGUUAUUUACCUAUUGUCAUCAUCGCUGUUUUGGGAAUCAGUGAUUUCCUUACUCUGGCCCCCACUGUGCAUUAUGCACGUCUCCUAUAUUUAACAUAUAUAAUUCAUCAUCAUAUGUUUACUGGGAGAUCUUGAAUAGAGCCAGGUGUGUACAGUAGGUAAGGCACAGGAAAUUAGCAUGUGUCCUCAGGACUGGAAUUGAGAACCACCUGCUUGUCCUUUUCUGCUUGUUUUAUACCAACUCCUGUGCUCUUUUUGAAGCAUUUGCUCCUUUGAACAUUUUUCUAGAUUAAGUGGGGGGUUUGUAAUACAGACUUUGAAAUGCAUGUCACCAAACAUCAGAUGUUAAUUUAGCCAAGAAACCUAAAUGAAAGCAUGUGUCAUGUUUACCACAACAACUCAGUUUACAGAUUCUUCUGAGCUGAACCUGUAAGCUUCUGUUCAGCCAUUCUCGUACCUCCCUGCAUUUUUAAAUGAACUUAUCUUUAUAAUCACACUAAAGCCUUUUAGUGGCUUGAAACUGCAUGUGUAGGCAUUUCCAUCACUGCGCUCUUAUGACCUUAACUGUUACUUUGCUGAAGACACAACAUCACUAAAUUACAAUGUCAAACAGUCAGCAUCUUGAAAGAGUUUUUCCUGUAAAAUGUCCUCAUUUGAAAUUCCAGCCAAUGGAGUGCAGUGUUGGUAAGCGUUACUUGGACAAACAGAGCAGAAAUAACUUUGGGAAUACCAUGCUGUUGCCAAGCAACACACAUGGAGGUGGACCCUUGUGUAUUUUAUUGUGUAAGUUUUCACCCCCUUGUACUGUGUUUAAUACAGCCCUCAAUUAGUCGUGCUGCGAUAGGAAUUCACCUUUAUUUAAUGUUUUACAUUUUUAGUUUAUAAUAUUUUAUUUUGAAACAUCUCAAAAGCAGAAAUUUCUUACAUUGUACAGAUUUAAAGAAAAUACCAGAAUGAAGUUUAUAAAAUCUUUGUGAAAGAUUUGUUUUGGGAAUGGAUUUGAAUAUAAAAAGAUAAAACAAGUA
Messenger RNA from Paramisgurnus dabryanus, 2530 nucleotides. It is a transcript of the gene c9h19orf47, whose product is annotated as chromosome 9 C19orf47 homolog. Gene Ontology annotation, cellular component: nucleus. Lineage: Eukaryota; Metazoa; Chordata; Actinopteri; Cypriniformes; Cobitidae. The record is from RefSeq and is a predicted model, not a curated record.